AUGUCGCCAGCUAGCGGCCUUCCGUCCACGCUCACCGUCACCGUCUCCCCUCUCACGGGUAGAUCAUACCGUGCUGCCUGCGAUAUCCCCAAGGGUACCUGUGUCCUGGAUGUUUCGACGCCGUACGCCGAUAUGCUCUACAAGAAUUUCAGGAAGGAAGUCUGCGCGGAGUGCUGGCGAUACGAGCUCGGGCGGACCGACUUCUUGACCUGCCGUGACUUUGUGGAGGCGGGGCUGUGGUUUUGUGAUGGGCGGUGUCGCGACAUAUGGCUAGAGCGGGAGGGAAUAGAGACGGUGGCCCUGCUCAGAACCCUCGAGACCGCACGAAUACGCAGUGGAAAGGGCAAGGCCAAACAGGAAAACUUUACCACGCCCGAAAAGAUCACUGAGGAUGCCCUCGCUCGGGCCUGGGAAGAAGUUGCGUCGCAAGAGAAACAGGCAAAGACCCUGGCUAGAUGGAAGAUGAUCAAGCUCGACGACUUCGAGGCAGAUCUUGCGCGAUAUGUUCUUGUAGCUCUCGUCCAUUUGUAUCGGGAGUUAAAAUCGAACGCUACACGGUCGGACAAGGACACUACCUCUGAGCCCGCCGAUAUCUCUCACUCUUCUGGCACGUUGAACUUCGGUGGGGCCACCUGGCGAGACUUCGCCGCCCUUCAGUCUGGGGAACUGCCGCAAACGAGCAUGUUUCCCGGGCUCUUGGAGAACUGGAUACGGGUCUACCAGGUCUUGAAGUCGCGCUUUUCGUACAAGGGCCCACGGUCGUCAUUAAACACGCACAGCAGCCCGACUGACCAAGCAGCCAUAGUGGACCUUUCUGACGUGAUCACACCCCAGAACGUCAGGACUGCCCUGGGAGCAGACCUCAGUAACUCGUUCGGCAUAUGGCAAGUGCCAGUCGCAGCGGAGAGCGAGGGACUCGGAUUCGGAACCUACCCCAUUCCUUCGAUCUUUAAUCACCAUUGCUCGCCGAAUGUUCUGAAGGAACGCAUGGGUCGCCGCCUACGCUUCGUGACAACGGAAAAGGCCCGUACAGGCGACGAGCUCUGCAUUAGCUAUGGACAUGUUGAUGGCAUGAGCCUCGAGGAGCGUAGGAGAUACCUCCAAGACGGGUGGUUCUUCCUUUGUCAGUGUAGUCGCUGCAUCAACGAGGUUAAUUUGCAGACGUCGGGGGACUCGGUCGACGUCGCAGGGCAACAGCACACAGAAUAGCACGGAUCUGCAUGAGUGGAUCCGAGAUGUCGCG
Messenger RNA from Phanerochaete carnosa HHB-10118-sp, 1243 nucleotides. RefSeq lists its product as uncharacterized. Lineage: Eukaryota; Fungi; Basidiomycota; Agaricomycetes; Polyporales; Phanerochaetaceae. The transcript has 2 exons. Bases 1 to 1209 code for a protein of 402 amino acids. Gene Ontology annotation, cellular component: nucleus. The record is from RefSeq and is a predicted model, not a curated record. Gene Ontology annotation, molecular function: protein binding.